This is a messenger RNA of Acanthaster planci (crown-of-thorns starfish), 2172 nucleotides long. RefSeq lists its product as uncharacterized. Lineage: Eukaryota; Metazoa; Echinodermata; Asteroidea; Valvatida; Acanthasteridae. The record is from RefSeq and is a predicted model, not a curated record.
CAAUCUGACCAACACUAUUGUUAACGAACAGCAACAGCUGACGCUGUGAUUUCUAUUGUUAAAAGCAUUAAGACCGUGAAUUAAUUUUCGAGUGCAGAUCUAGAACUCGACUAUGGACGAAAUCAGUCAGCACAAAUUCAGAAAUGUUUUGAAUUUAUUGUGAAUUACUCAUCGCAAAAUAAGAACUAUUUUAUUGUGUGAUUUAGGAUAUAAAUCUUGCAAACCGGACAUUUUAAUGAGUAAAAGUUGCAAACUGAACAGCAAGAGGUGGUGAAAGUGGAAUUGUGAUAUUUGAAAGACAACGGUGGUGACGAUGUUGUCCAACAGAGCAUCUCGAUUUGUGUCUCUGGAAUUCCUGUUUCUUACAGUGCUGACGCUUGAUGGUGGAACCACCAGCCUUCCUGUAGGCCCACGGGCCCCUGAUGCGGCGUCGGGCUCGUCCGUCGACCGCCUGGUCUACGUGGACCGUGACGUGGAGGAAAUGCACUGGGGAGAAGACGGCUCCUCAAAGUAUCUGAACAUGGGGCAAGACCCUAAGCUAGCUACAGUCGAUGGAUCAUCUUUGAUGGAGGACAAACUGAAAGUAAACGUGCUGGAAUCUGUUGGUGACAUUUUUCCUAAGCCCGCAAGCCCCGUCAUUGAAAAUCAACGACACUUGCUUUGGUUCGGCCUCGGUUGGGGCGACAAAGAUGAACAAGAACGUCCCAGCAAAACCAGCGCGAAGACAGGCACGACAGACGAAGCAGACCAUCAAAAGGACAGGUUGGAGAGGGAGAAAGGACAGAUACAGGAGGGCGAUAAGGGCUUUUAUCCAGAGGAUGACGACCUAGAUGACACAGAGCACAUGUGGCACGAUGACGAUCACGAAGAUUACCCCGACGAUACUGACGAGGAAAACGGGUUUUUCUUCGGCGGCCGUCCACUGGAAGAUGGCAACCACAAGGGGGAGGGAGGGGACGACGAAGAUGUCGAUGGCGACGAAGAUGAUAGGCACCAUGAUAAAAAUCAACAAAACGUCAUUCAUGGUGCUGGCAAGAUCUACCACACACGCGGCAGAAUCAUGAAAGUUGCCAAAAACCUACUUAACGAAUACCAGCGGAAGAGUCUUGACAUAAAGGAGGAAUUGACGGAUGAUGAGGGGCGGGAGAAGGCUGCAGAGAGGUUUGAGGCAGACAUCGACACCGAGAUCGACCUGUUGCUGAAGGCAGCAGGGGACACGAAAGCCGGACCGCCAGACGGCAAAGACACAGAGAGGGAGGAAUUCCUGGCGAAUAUGAAGGACGCCAAGACAGCUGCCAAGAAGCGAGUGAAGGACAUCUUGACAGGGCACAACAUACACUUCGAUUCAGACGAUCUCUGAGCGCUGUGGAAUUGAACCUAGUUUCAGGUUCUAUGCACAAGAUCUUCAGGAUCCAAAAUCAUGAACGUUCUUCCUUUGCCACUUUUGCUUUGUAACUCCGCAUGCUACGAUCAAAGUCGUCAAAAGGGUCCAAAAGGUGGCGUAAAUGUUAACAAAAGUUACCACAAAACUGUUUCAUUUUUAAAAAGAGACCUAACUAGAUUCCGAGUAAUCAGUUUAAAAGUUGUACCUCCUAAAAAGAUUUCAUGAUUUUAAAGCAAACGUCUUCAUGGUUUUCUUCAUUUUUUAAAUCUGUAAAAUAUAAAAAGGCACGGAAGCGAAGAUGAGAAGGCCUGUGCCAAAAAAAACCCCAACAGUAGGCCCGUACUGUAAACUUUCAAUUCAAGUAAUUUUUUGUACAUCGGUGUAUUGUUAGAAACAAACUGAUACUAAAUACAGCACCCUAAAUUACGUUCAUAUUUCAAGAGGGAAAAACGCGUGGGCGUUUGAGUUUAGACCUCAUAGGAUUUAUAUGUACUCGUCUCCGGCAUGAAAAUAACGUGAGCCCCUACAAUAUACUAGUGCUGUACAGGUUUCUUCAUAUGUAAAAGCUUUUGUCAUCUACCUCCCGUCUCCACGGAAUUCGGACGGGUGAUACAAAUUACUCCUCUAUUAGUGUCAAGAACCAAUGAGCCACACGUUUUGUGACUCGAGUCAAGUUGAGUCACUGUAAGUCACUCGACUCAAAUCACUGGGUAAAAUGAUAAGUUCAGUCAAGUUACCAAUACUUGAACACAAUACGAUAAAUAAAACAAGGGAUAAAAUCUUUUCUA